AAUUUAAGUCACAACAAUAGACUGUCUCCUCCCCUUCAUCUAUACUGAUUGUACAUACUGGGCGGUGUCAGAGGAAGGCCUGAAAAAUUGUCAAAGAUUCCCGUCACCCUAGUCAUAGACUGUUCUCUCUGCUACUGCACGGCAAGCGGUACCGGAGCGCCAAGUCUAGGUCCAAAUGGCUCCUUAACAGCUUCUACCCCCAAACCAUAAGACUGCUGAACAAUUAGUCAAAUGGCUACCUGGACUCUUUCCAUUGACACUUCUCUCUGUUAAUUAUCUGUGCAGAGUCACUUUACCCCUACCUUCAUGUACAAAUUACCUCGACUAACCUGUACCCCCACACAGACUCGGUACCAGUACCCCCUGUAUUUAGCCUCAUUAUUGUUAUUUUGUGUUACUUUUUAUAAUUUUUUGACUUUUGUUUAUUUAGUAAAUAUUUUCUUAACUCUUUCUUAACUGCAUUGCUCAGUAAGCAUUUCACUGUCAGGUCUACUACACCUGUUGUAUUCGGCGGAUGUGACAAAUAUAUGAUUUGAUGGAAGUGGAUUUAACAAGUGACAUCAAUAAGGGAUCAUAGCUUUCACCUCGAUUCACCUGGUCAGAGCAGGUGUUAAUGUUUUGUACACUUAGAGCAUUAUACUUACUGGAUGAAGUUAAAGAAGCAAGCCAUUCAGUCCGAUUUACGGAUUGAACUUACGUUAUCAGCUACAUUACUUUCAUUUAGGCAACAUCCGGGCAUUUGACAUAUUCCAGAAGAUUGUUUGUCAGCCCACAAUGAACUUCACCCUCUCACGACACGGGUGUUGUCUUACUACCAAGUUUAUCCAUUUUCAUACAUCACCAAGUGCUUCACUUGAGCAUACUGUGUUAUGGAAAGGGUUUUUAGAGGGAUGAGGCAGAAUUGUUACAGUUGCAUAAGAUGAGUGAUGUGAGAUCCAAUGCAGAGCAGAUAUGCCUAAUAAAGCCUGCAUUUAAUUCUAUGAGUAACUUUAUGUGAGGUGUCUCAUAGAACAAAUGCAAGUAAUCUCUGGCUGUUUUAUAGAGUAUGCCACAGGUUCCCCAAAAAGAGACAAGUUUCUCAAUUGAAUGCAUACAAAGUUGAUUAGAAUUGUACACUGGUAUUCUGCAUGUUAGAAAAAACAGAAACUACUGGCGUAGGCAAAGCAAUCUAUCGACAUGUGACAUUGUGGUUAAGACGACAAAUCCUAAAAGCUGGUGACGAUGAGACGGGUAGCAGUAUUCAUCAAGGGCUAGAGGCGUCUACUCAGAGAAAGAGACACGGCAUUGAAGUCUCAUCACUGACUGGGUAAAAUGGAGUGGCCGUUGUUCACUGCACUCCCAACUGAUGAAACUCUGUCUGGAGAUUACACCGGCGACUAUGGGACCUUCACUGAGACCCCAGGGGGGCUAUGUGACAAGAGCUGGGUGAGGGAGUUUCGGGGACUCUACGAACCCCCGCUGUUCUGGCUCAUCUUCAUCUUGGGCGCUGUGGGCAACCUGAUGGUGGUCUUCAUCUUUACCACGGUGCGCCACCGCCUCAAGACCAUGACGGACGUCUACCUACUCAACCUGGCCGUGGCCGACCUUCUCUUCCUGGGCACGCUGCCUUUCUGGGCCGCCGACGCCACCAAGGGCUGGAUGUUCGGCCUGAGCCUCUGUAAGCUCCUCUCGGCCAUCUACAAGAUCAACUUCUUCAGCAGCAUGCUUCUGCUCACAUGUAUCAGCGUGGACCGCUAUGUGGCUAUCGUCCAGUUUACCAAGGCCCACAACCAGAAGAACAAGAGGCUGUCUGUCAGCAAGCUGACCUGCCUAGCUGUCUGGAUCAUCUCAGGCCUCCUGGCCCUGCCUGAGUUAAUCUUCGCCCAAGUCAAGCCUGACCGUAGGGGCAAUUCCUUCUGUGUCUUGGUCUACCCAAACAACCUCUUCAAUCGCACCAAGAUCCUGGUGCUCGUUCUGCAGAUCUGUGUGGGGUUUUUCCUGCCGCUGCUGGUCAUGGUGCUGUGCUACUCUGUCAUCAUCCGCACCCUGCUGCAGGCCAAGAGCUUUGAGAAGCACAAGGCACUCAGGGUCAUCUUCGCUGUGGUGGCUGUGUUUGUCCUCUCCCAGCUGCCGUACAAUGGGCUACUGGUGGUCGACGCCACGCAGGCCGCCGACACCACCAUCACGGACUGUGCUGUAUUGGAACUUUUCGAUGUCGCUGGUCAAAUUGCCAAGAGUCUGGCGUUCACCCACGCCUGCAUUAACCCCUUCCUGUACGUGUUCAUUGGCGUUCGCUUCCAGAAGGAUCUGCUGAGGCUGCUGAAGCUGUGCACCUGCGGCCUGAGCCAAGGAAGUGUCAGUAAGCUGCAGGCCGUCCCCAACCGCCCUUCUGUCAUGUCUGACACUGAGACUACCUGUGCCCUCGCCUUGUAAUCGUGCCCACUGAAGCCACACACACAUUCAACAUCACCUCAGAUCACAUAAUUUCAUUGGUAAACACCUCAUUCCACACCUUUCUUCUUCCAUGAUAUCAUAUGCUGCUAGGUGGGACACUCCCACCUGUUGCAUCCUGAGUACAUUGGUAUUUUACCAGUAUAGAAAUGUAAUUAUUUUACCCUGUGCUGACAAUCAAGAAACAUGCAAUACAUGAAAAGCAUACCAUUCUCUAAGACAUUGUAUUAAAGUGUAAAUUAUUGUAUAUAUACUGAACAAAAAAUAAACGCAACAUUCAACAACA
Molecule: messenger RNA, 2716 nt
Organism: Oncorhynchus nerka (sockeye salmon)
Lineage: Eukaryota; Metazoa; Chordata; Actinopteri; Salmoniformes; Salmonidae
Product: C-C chemokine receptor type 9-like
Exons: 3
Coding region: 1312-2412 (366 amino acids)
Biological process (GO): cell chemotaxis; immune response; G protein-coupled receptor signaling pathway
Cellular component (GO): external side of plasma membrane; membrane
Molecular function (GO): C-C chemokine receptor activity; C-C chemokine binding
Source: RefSeq, a predicted model, not a curated record